UACUCGCACACACACUUCUCCACUUUAUAUUGUAUUUUAACUUUACAUUUAUACUUUGAAAGUAUUUUUUCAAUGCUGUAUUUAUUUUUGCGUGACGAAUACGUCAGAUACGCACUCCAAUGCAUACAUUAACCAGAAUCUGUGGCGCGUCGACGUCAUAUGUGACUACUUCCCGUGAAGUGCGGACUUGUGGCGUUUUGGGCAACUUUUAUUUCGUAUGACAUGACGUAUUGAAUGUCAAAAGUAGCCCAAGUUGACACAGCGGACGUGAAGGCAACGGAGGACAGGGCAGCCUCAUCCAAAAUGGCGAAGCACAACAAGGAUCUGGAGGAGGAGAUCUACGACAAGGUGGUCGAUUUGACCGAGUACGCCAAACGUCAGCGAUGGUGGAACCGUCUGUUUGGAAAGACAUCCGGCCCGCUAGCAGAGAAAUACUCUGUUGCUACACAGUUAGCCAUAGGAGGAGUGAGCGGAUGGUGUGCAGGCUAUCUCUUCCAGAAGGUUGGAAAAGUUGCUGCGACUGCUGUAGGGGGAGGACUUCUGUUGCUGCAGAUAGCAAACAACAGCGGCUACAUCCAAGUAGACUGGAAAAGAGUAGAGAAAGAUGUCAACAAAGCCAAGAAACAAAUAAAGAAGAACACAGACAAAGCAGGUCCAGAGUUAAACACGUUAAUUGAGAGGUCCACAGAGUUUGUGAAGAAAAACAUUAUGGUCACGAGCGGCUUCGUUGGAGGCUUCCUGCUCGGUCUGGCGUCCUAGGCUCUGCCAGAAAAUAUGAGUGCUCUAGAACAUUUUUGACCUGGUAGAGGAAAAGGGGGGGGAAACACUAUAUUGCUCAGUGGAUGAUCAAUGUUGUUGACAGCAUGUCUCCAGUAAUCACGUAGCUGUCUUUUCUCCAUAGGCUGCACCCCUUUUGUUGUCUACUUUGUUACUGUAACCUCCACCUUAACAAGCCACGAUCAUUGUUUGGCUGGGGGUGACAGACCCACUUCAAUAUACUGCAGGCCAAAUUAUUCCACCAAAAAAUAAAAUAAAAAACGACAAUCAUAGUGUUGCAAGUUUUAUUUAUUGUUACGACAAAUUGUGGUACUGCAAUAGGUCAAUAAAAAUUAAACAAAUACUAUUUGAAGUGAAACCUUGAAUGUCAUGCACAUUUUCAGUUUCCUUUUGUGGUCAUAAACCAUUCCCCUUUAAUUUUUGUAUUCAUUUUUAAUAACCAAUAAAGUUCAUGCUUAAGGUA
This is a messenger RNA of Dunckerocampus dactyliophorus (ringed pipefish), 1240 nucleotides long. RefSeq names its product FUN14 domain containing 1 (gene fundc1). Gene Ontology annotation, biological process: autophagy of mitochondrion. NCBI's taxonomy places the organism in Eukaryota, Metazoa, Chordata, Actinopteri, Syngnathiformes, Syngnathidae. Bases 235 to 759 code for a protein of 174 amino acids. Gene Ontology annotation, cellular component: mitochondrial outer membrane. The transcript has 6 exons. The record is from RefSeq and is a predicted model, not a curated record.